Penicillium macrosclerotiorum is the source of this 1686-nucleotide messenger RNA. Its product is annotated as putative C6 transcription factor. Gene Ontology annotation, biological process: DNA-templated transcription; regulation of DNA-templated transcription. The record is from RefSeq and is a predicted model, not a curated record. The transcript has 5 exons. Gene Ontology annotation, molecular function: DNA binding; DNA-binding transcription factor activity, RNA polymerase II-specific; zinc ion binding. NCBI's taxonomy places the organism in Eukaryota, Fungi, Ascomycota, Eurotiomycetes, Eurotiales, Aspergillaceae. The coding region runs from base 1 to 1686 and encodes 561 amino acids.
AUGUUGACCUCCAACACUUCGAUCGCCGUCAAUCGGCCAAAGAAAAACUCCACAGCGUGUCUUGCAUGCAAGGCUGCAAAGCGAAAGCAACUGAUAUCUGUCGUCCUUCAAAAAAAGUGCUCCGGGCCACCGUCCCCAUGCCAGGCCUGUGUUGGGGCAGGUGCCGAAAGCGAUUGUGAAUUCGACCCAAGCCGAGACCUGCGCCGUAAAAUCGCUGUGAAACGCACAAUACGAGAGUUGUCGGACUUCAAAGACAUCCUGAACAAUUUGGUUGCCAAAAUUCGAUCGGCACCGCAGGAGAAGGUUGAUAAAAUCAUCGAUUUGAUUCGAGAAGACGCAUCAUUGGAAGAAAUAGCCCAUGCGGUGGGUAGUUCUGUGACGCAAUUCACGGAUUCAGGCACUUCAUCAACAGCAGGUCAAUCGACAGAGCGGGAGGAUGGAAGCAAAUAUCUGGAAACGUCUCCUAUGGAACGCUUCGAAGGAACGCUGGAUCGCACCUCCGCUUCCCCAGAGCAUGCCACCGAGUCGCUGAAGGCCGCAUCUGACCCGUACGCACGAGUGAGCUUGGAAAGCCUCUGUGAUAUCCCCAUUUUUAAAGUACCGGCCAAGCCUUGGACCAACGUCACCGCUAGCAACGACCUUGUGUCGAAUUUGAUUUCCUUGUACUUCACGUGGGAUCAUCCAUGCUCGCAGUUCCUCGACCAGCAUGUUUUCCUUGACCACAUGAAACGGGGAAAUUUGAAGUCGGAAUUCUGCUCCCCCUUCUUAGUCAAUAGCAUGUUGGCGAUGGCAAGCGCCUACUCCGAUAGUCCUGACGUUCUUUCUGACCCUGAUGACGCCUUCUCUCGUGGGCAAAAAUUUCUGCAAGAGGCUGAAAGGUUGUGGAAAACUCAAGAUGGAGAUUUGACAUUGACAAAUAUCCAGGCACUUCUCAUGAUGUCUUGCGUGAUCGAAAAUGGAGGCGACAGUGACGUCAACUGGGCUCCAUACCCACGACCAAGUCAAGUCGAUUAUGCCUCAAAGCCGACCCAGCUACCUCUGCUCAGACAGAGUCUUGUCCAUUUGAUGAGCAUCGCAGUGCACAUUCAGGAACUUCUUUGCGACGAAGAGUUACGCGAGAACAACUUUCACUUAGUGAAAAAAGCAGAGCAACCGUAUAAUCAGUUGACGGAGUGGCUUAAGUAUUGGCCUGAUGCAUCUCAGGUUGGCGAAGAUCCCGUUCCACACCUGCUCAUAGUCCGUAUCAAGUAUCGCCAAGUCAUCAUGAACCUCCUUGAGAAUUUGAUCAAUCGAAAUCAGCAGGGAAUGAGGGCGAAGCUUUUCCAGGGCAUGUGGAUUGAGCAGGCAAAAGAAAUAGCUGCAUGUCUUCGUAGUCACCGCCUGUCUUAUGGACUCAAAUAUCUUCCUACUGGUGUGGUUGAUGUUGUCCAGACGAGCCUGAGGCAUUUCGUGGAUCUGCUGGAUGGGGCUGUCCAGUCGCAGCACGCUUUCAUCGAGCUUUGUCGGUUUGGCGGAGCGAUUAGUCGGAGGUCCAAACCCACCGCCGUUGUUAUCCACCACAUCCAACGGGUGGCUCAAAUGGGAGUUGUAACACUGCCGCUUGAGGCACUCGCUAUCCUAGAUGAAUCUGCAGUUCGCAAAGGAUCAGAGCCAUGGCAUGGCGCCUUGUUCGAGCCUCGGGACUGA